ACAGUUUUUGUUGACAUUUGUUUAAGAACGAAAUUAGUUUUAUUUAUUCCAAUAUUAUUUUAUGAAAAAUGGCGGACUACUGGAAAUCAAAUGAGCGUAAAUAUUGUGACUUUUGUAAAUGCUGGAUCAGUGACAAUAAAGCGAGUAUUUCCUUUCACGAAAAUGGCAAGCGACAUAAGCUGAAUGUGGCGAAACGUAUAACAGACAUUAGUCGCAAUAGCGAAAAGUCUGAACAGGAAAAACGUAAAAUGGAUGCUGAAAUACGCAAAAUGGAAGAGGCGGCUAUGCGUUCCUAUGCCCACGACAUACACAGUAGAGGAGAUUUGACUGCGCGCUCUAUAAAUGCUGUUAUGACAGCCGGUGUUGGUCCUUCAACAAGUGCUGCGGUCGGUCCCCAUACAGCUAGUAAUAACUUUAAACAAGUUGAUCCCAUGCGUUUGGCUGGCAACUCAGAUGAUGAAGAUGAAAUGGGACCUCGGGUUGGCAUACCGAAAGUUGAUCAUAGUGCAGUGCCCAAUGCCUCACUAUGGGUAGAAGGUGUUAAUGAUGAGGGCUAUUCUUAUUAUUGGAAUGUCAAGACUAAUGAAAGUGUUUGGGAAGUACCAAAAGAAGGUUAUCUCUCGUGGAAGGAAUAUCAACGUAUUAAUGAUUUGGCUAUCAAACAACAGGAAAUACAAGAAGCCGAACAAGCUAAGAAGUUUCGUGAAAAUGUCAAUGAAGAAGUGGCACGUUACAAUCGUGAACGUUUAAAAAUGUUUAGACCACCAGUUAGCAAGCAAGAACAAAAAGCCGAAGAAGAACGCAAGGAAAGUUUUAAAACUGAAGAAGAAGCUAAAGCACCUGAAAUUGGACAAUGGCAAGUGGUGGAGAAUAAACCUCCUGCAGCUCCAAUUGAUUUAGAAUUACCAGCUAUAAACAAUUAUUAUGCUGCACCCGUUGUCUCAGAUAUACCUUAUGAACCACCAGUUAAACGUUUUAAAGAGAAAACUAUCGAAACGUUAGAUGCAGAAGUUACCAACAAUACGUCAACUUCUUUUAAGAAACGUAAAUUUGCAGCGAAAGGAAAUGCACGUAAACGUUUGGAUAAUGAUUAAUAUAUUCCAAAAUAUAAGAAGACUUUAGGCUUAAGAUUAAUUAAACGAACAACAUUUAAUAGUCGUGUAGUAUAUGUAGGUUUGUACUAUAACUAUGAAAAGGCAUAUCUUUUCUUAAGAUAUGCAUAAACGAAACUGAUGCUAUUUGGAAAAGACGCACAACUCAGUGGUGUUAAUACAACGAUGCUGCUUAUUAACUAUUUAGUAAAAUUUAGUUAUUUUUUUAUGUAGAACUAAAUGUGUCAAUUUAAUUUAAGAUAUUUUAUUGUAUUCCUUUAAUAAUAAUAAAUAAUAAUUGUGUAAUCAAAGAAAA
Molecule: messenger RNA, 1407 nt
Organism: Lucilia cuprina (Australian sheep blowfly)
Lineage: Eukaryota; Metazoa; Arthropoda; Insecta; Diptera; Calliphoridae
Product: WW domain-binding protein 4
Exons: 5
Coding region: 69-1094 (341 amino acids)
Biological process (GO): mRNA splicing, via spliceosome
Cellular component (GO): precatalytic spliceosome; nucleus
Molecular function (GO): zinc ion binding; protein binding; RNA binding
Source: RefSeq, a predicted model, not a curated record